Daldinia loculata is the source of this 1547-nucleotide messenger RNA. RefSeq names its product UbiA prenyltransferase family-domain-containing protein. NCBI's taxonomy places the organism in Eukaryota, Fungi, Ascomycota, Sordariomycetes, Xylariales, Hypoxylaceae. The record is from RefSeq and is a predicted model, not a curated record. Gene Ontology annotation, cellular component: membrane. Gene Ontology annotation, molecular function: transferase activity, transferring alkyl or aryl (other than methyl) groups. The transcript has a single exon. Bases 374 to 1339 code for a protein of 321 amino acids.
AUGUAUGUAUAUGUCAGGUAUCUAAGCGGCGGAGCUGUUGGGUCAAGGUCAAGGAAUAGUUCUUAUGUGAUGUAACGUCCGUAAUACCCAAUAGGGUCGUGAUGCCGUCCGCCAAUCACUGGGUAGAAUCCUUCCGAAGGUAGUCUUCUGCUUCUGAACGAGUGAGUUAGGACGGUGCAGUAUUCUCGUAACGGUAGCAAUGCUACUCCAGCACAUGGUAUCGUCUCAAAAAGGUUAUCGAAGGAAGGGAUUCCCAACGCAUUAAAAGUGAAAGAAUUCGUCUAGUAAACCCGUUAAAGCAGGCCGGCCACACUCUUCUAUUUCAAUCUCUAUAGUGUUUUUGAUAUUGGCUUAAGCGCUCGAGUGAGGAGCUAUGGAAGACGCCUUGGAAAGUGAUACAACGCCGGUUUCAGAGGCCGAACUGAAGCCAACUUCGACCAUUGCACACGAUGACUUUGGGUGGUUUUAUGUUAUACCCUACCUUGUAUGGGAGUUCACACGGAGCAACUUUGCCACGUUCGUCAUCCCGAAUUCGACCUUUGGGAUUCUAGGUGCUCUUGUACCUGCAUUUGCUACUGUAGGAUCAAGCGGGCCGCCUACGGCUCUUGAAGUUCUCCAACGAUUUCCCAUCGUCAUCGCGUUUAACUGGUAUAAUGUACUAGUUUUCGACCUCGGCAACCAGCGCUCAGCAGAAUCGAUCCAGGAGGAUCUUCUAAAUAAGCCGUGGCGGCCCAUACCGACCGGGAAAGUUACCCCGGAACAGACCCGGAGAGCCUUGCUUCUUUUCAUCCCGAUCUCACUAUGGCUCAACUACAGCUUAGGAGUCUGGGAGCAAGGUGUUAUGGUACCUAUUUUGAGUUACCUUUACAACGACUUGAGAGGCGGUGACGAAAUCGUCCGAGACCUGAUUAUCGCCGUUGCGUAUGGAGUUGCCCAUAGCGCCUCGCUGAAGAUUGCUAUUGGCAAUGACAUCAGUCGAGAAGCGUUUAUAUGGGUAGCCAUAAUUAGCGGUGUCAUUCUGACCACGAUGCAAGUUCAAGACCUGAAGGACCAAGCGGGGGAUAGGACGCGAGGACGCCGAACGGUGGUCCUGUUCAUAGGAGAGUGGUUUUCGAGGACGUCCAUCGCCUUCUUCGUGGCACUUUGGUCCCUCGUUUGCACUAGGUUCUGGCACCUCGGUCUACUGGCAUUCGCAUUGCCAGGCAUAAUCGGAAUUGUGGUUAUCACUAGGGUUCUGCUUAAGCGAACGCCGGCGGAGGAUUCUCAAACGUGGAAGUGGUGGUGCUUGUGGACGAUAACUCUGUUUUCCUUACCCGUGAUUGCGAUGACCGGCAGUUGAUGUAACGGUUAGGAAGGUCACAUACCGUAAAGCGUACUAUGUAAAGGAUGUGGGUUGUGGGAUGCGGGCCGGGGCAUGGGAUACUGUGGUCCCUACCAUUGACCAACCUCGUGGUUGGAAGUUUGGAACUAGAUAAAGAAUCUACCGUAAACUAGCCUUCUUUUAGUCUAAGUUUUAUACCCUUGGGCUAUCAGUAACGAUCAUGUAC